Messenger RNA from Leucoraja erinaceus (little skate), 2126 nucleotides. RefSeq names its product UDP-N-acetyl-alpha-D-galactosamine:polypeptide N-acetylgalactosaminyltransferase 11 (GalNAc-T11) (gene galnt11). The record is from RefSeq and is a predicted model, not a curated record. Gene Ontology annotation, molecular function: Notch binding. Gene Ontology annotation, biological process: regulation of Notch signaling pathway. The transcript is spliced from 13 exons. Gene Ontology annotation, cellular component: Golgi apparatus. NCBI's taxonomy places the organism in Eukaryota, Metazoa, Chordata, Chondrichthyes, Rajiformes, Rajidae. Bases 263 to 2077 code for a protein of 604 amino acids.
GCUUCGUAUUGAGAGCGAGAGAGUAUAUACACACACACACACACACACACAUAUAUAUAUAAUAUAUAUUUAUGCAUAAAAUGCCGCACCCGGGCCGGGCCACCAGCGCUGCAACAGCAGCAGCAGCAGCAGGAGCAGAUGAAAAAGACAUUCAAUGGGCUUGAUGCUAUUUGAUGGGAUGAAAUGCAAUAUACAAUGCAGGGGCUUAACUUUAUGCGCUUCAGAGGAAUGAAAAUGGGCCUCUAACAAUGCUUUGUCUACCAUGGGCAGUGUCACGCUACGCUACUUCUGCUAUGGAUGUCUUUUUACAUCCGUGACCUGGACACUUCUCCUCUUCAUCUACUUCAACUUUAGCAGCGAAAGCUAUACUUUCAGCAAUGUGCCCUUCCAGGGGAACCAGCGAGCGCCAUGGAGAUUCAAACCCCGAUUUACCAAAGGACCCAAACGUCUGCCUGUAACACAGCAUCAAGACAAAGCAGACAGCCAGUUUAUGCAGCACAUACCAAAAAUGUCAGAGAAAAAACUGGAGCACUUUUCAGAAUUGGGUAUGAUUUUCAAUGAAGUAGAUCAGCAGAUUCGGAAUGCAGGAUACCAGAAACACGCUUUUAAUGUGCUCAUCAGUAAUCGUUUAGGCUACAACAGGGAUGUUCCUGAUACCAGAGACUCAAAGUGUAAAGAAGAAAGCUACCCAAUGAAUCUACCUUCUGCCAGCAUUAUUAUCUGUUUUUAUAAUGAAGCUUUUUCCGUUCUGCUGCGGACAGUGAAGAGUGUGCUAGAUCGUUCCCCAGCAAAUCUGCUGCACGAAAUCAUCCUUGUAGAUGACCACAGCGAUUUCAUUAAUCUAAAAGAUGAACUUGAGGACUACAUUUGGAAAUCUCUACCCAGAAAAGUGAAGCUGGUCCGAAAUUCUGAACGAGAGGGGUUGAUACGUGGCAGAAUGAUUGGAGCAUCCCAUGCAACAGGAGAUAUACUGGUGUUUCUUGACAGUCACUGCGAGGUGAAUGAGUUGUGGCUACAACCCCUGCUAGCUCCAAUUAUGCAGGAUCGCAAGACUGUGGUGUGCCCGGUGAUUGACAUCAUCAACGCUGACACAUUAAUCUACAGCGCCUCCCCAAUAGUGAGGGGAGGGUUUAACUGGGGCCUGCACUUCAAGUGGGAUCCAGUACCUGCUUCGAUGUUGAAUGGACCAGAGGGACAAACAGCAGCAAUCAAGUCACCUACAAUGGCAGGAGGACUAUUUGCAAUGAACAGGGAUUACUUUAAUGAACUUGGACAGUACGACAGUGGCAUGGAUAUUUGGGGAGGAGAAAAUCUGGAAAUUUCAUUUAGGAUUUGGAUGUGCGGGGGUCAGCUAAAAAUCAUUCCAUGCUCCAGGGUUGGGCACAUCUUCCGUAAGCGUCGCCCAUAUGGUUCACCCAGAGGGCAGGAUACCAUGGCACACAAUUCCCUUCGCCUAGCACAUGUCUGGAUGGAUGAGUUCAAGGAACAAUACUUUGCUCUCAGGCCUGAGCUUAGAGUCAGAAAUUACGGUAACAUCAGUGAACGUGUCGAACUGAGAAGAAGGCUGAAGUGUAAAUCGUUCAAGUGGUAUCUGGACAAUGUCUACCCAGAGAUGAAAGUUCUUGGACCAAAUGAAAAAGCCAGAGCACAGCAGCCGCUAAAUAGAGCUGUGAAACGGCCAAAGGUUCUCCAGCAUGGAAGGAUAAGACAUCUGCUGUCAGGCAAGUGUAUCAGUGCUCAGAGCCAUCCGAGCCAGAAAGGAGGAAUAGUGGUAGUCAAAGAAUGUGACUUAUCAGAUCCAAAUCAAAUUUGGAUUUAUAAUGAAGAACAUGAAUUAAUUUUGGCCAACCUUCUCUGCCUGGACAUGGCAGAGACCCACUCAUCAGAUUCUCCACGUCUUAUGAAAUGUCACGGGUCUGGGGGAUCACAACAAUGGAUUCUAGGGAUAAAUAACCGCAUAUACCAAGUGUCAGCUGGGCAGUGCCUUCAAGUGGUAGAUCCUGACAACAUUAAAGGAUACAUCGCCAUGGCAAUUUGCGAUGGCUCUAUUGUGCAGCAAUGGCAGAUAGAGAGCUGAAUGGAGAAGUGGUCUUUCGAAAAUUGAAUUUCAAUUGAAAAACACUCGG